AUGGACUUUGAUCUUUUGCCCGAUAUCUUGAGGGAGGCACCGUCUUCAUCAAACCAAUUGCUACAUGAUUUACCUCCCAGCAGACUAAAAAGUGAUAAUAAUAUUACAGAUCAUGACAAUCGCCAGCACUCCUUUUCUUCUCACCAUGAGCCUUACAAUAACACUACCAGUUUGCCGACAUCGCCAACAUCGACGACAUCUUUGAAAAGUGAACCACUUGAUCUUGAGACUGCCUCCACACUAUCUUAUUCAACCGGAUCAGCUAUAUCCAAAAUCGAAGAGAUCUGCGAAGCCAUGACAGACUGUAUCAUCGGACGGAGGAAACAAUUUUCCAUCUGUUUAAAAUCUCGGAGUCUCAACACAAAGUAUGCGACUGAAGACAGCAAAGGACCCUCUUCUUCGAGGAGUAGAAUUGUGCAGUUUCCGAAUGCCUCGCCUCGAGAAGCGUGGAAAUUCAGUGCUUUGCUGCGAAUACUCGAGCUUUCUCACGAGGCCCUUGUCACUGGCAAUAUCCUUACCAAAAGAGACAUGUAUUAUCGAGAUCCGGAACUGUUCACAAAGCAGGCAACUGUCGAUCGUUUUGUUGAUGACAUCGCAUACACCCUUGGAUUGAAGCGUGAUGCCCUAAAUGUGGUGGCGGCCGCCAAAGGAUUAGUAACAGGCUCGUUUGUCGUCAAAAGAAGGAAUAAGUCUGUCAUGGACUAUUCAUCAGCGGCCGAUUCACAAUUGGUGCCAUGGGCGAAAGAAAUCGAAGAGAUCGACCUUUGGCAGGUUAAAUGGAUCUUGGCGACCUUUCGCACAUUGGCAGAAAAACGAUACUGGGAAUGUUCGACUGCAGGGAAAGGGGUAUUACUCACAGCCAAAGGUUAUCCCGACAUACAAAGUCGACAAUUUCUUCACUAUUUGUGGAAACACUACCCAUUGAUACCGAUUUAUGCUCUAGUAGAUUUUGAUCCCGAUGGUAUAGGUAUUAUGUCGACUUACAAACACGGCUCUGCCGCACUCGCCCAUGAGAACGAAGAUCUGUCCGUUCCUUCCAUAUGCUGGCUCGGAAUUAGAAGCACGGAUAUGAUACUAGGAGGGGGAGAAAACGAGGGCCUACUCAAAUUGACGAAACGUGAUAGGCGACUCGCAGUGAGGAUGCUGCAGAGAGACGUAUGCCAGGAGAAUGGAGAUGAGGAAGAAUGGAGAAGAGAACUCCAAAUAAUGUUGAUGCUAAACAAGAAGGCGGAGAUACAGAUUAUUGGGAAUGUUGAUGCAUUAGAAGGCUGGCUCAAUAGAAGGCUAGGAGAACAAAUAGAUAUAGUGGGAGUAUCAUAA
This is a messenger RNA of Sclerotinia borealis F-4128, 1320 nucleotides long. The record is from the annotation of a GenBank genome assembly. NCBI's taxonomy places the organism in Eukaryota, Fungi, Ascomycota, Leotiomycetes, Helotiales, Sclerotiniaceae.